AUGCACCGAAAUACGUGCGAGAACCGACAACAUUUCUAUCCGUUCAAGAGCCAGCCAGCGCAUGGACACGACUUGAAUAUCGACUUUCCAAUCGCGAAUAGACACGAUGGCCCCCGGCAUGCCGACACAAUGGAUCGGCAUCACGCAGCGGCCUACUAUAAUGCGUCCACACGAGCUCCGGUGUCGCUCAGUCGAAACUCCUCUGGCGGACACGUCAAGAACACAAUAGUCCAGCCGCACAAUACGCACGAAAUGCCGACUAAACAAGGUCGCGAUCUGGCAUUCGACCAGGGUCACGUUGGUGCUUAUCAUGUUGAUCGAAGGGUGACAGCACAUAAAGCACACCGACUUGGAGGAAGUGACGUUCCGAAGAAAAAGUUUGACCCCCCACGCGGAGUGGAAAAGUUAAUCCGUCGAGGUCAUGGUGUACUUACUGUCAUUUAUGUCACUGCAGAGGUACUCUAUUCUGCCGGCUAA
This is a messenger RNA of Plenodomus lingam JN3, 477 nucleotides long. The record is from RefSeq and is a predicted model, not a curated record. NCBI's taxonomy places the organism in Eukaryota, Fungi, Ascomycota, Dothideomycetes, Pleosporales, Leptosphaeriaceae.